Molecule: messenger RNA, 4000 nt
Organism: Drosophila serrata
Lineage: Eukaryota; Metazoa; Arthropoda; Insecta; Diptera; Drosophilidae
Gene: Flacc
Product: Fl(2)d-associated complex component
Biological process (GO): mRNA modification
Cellular component (GO): RNA N6-methyladenosine methyltransferase complex
Source: RefSeq, a predicted model, not a curated record
CGAAAGCGGUUGUGUUGCGGAUCUGUGUUAAAAUUUAGUGCAAAUAAAACAACUUAAUGUAUCUUCUGCCGCGUUAAAUUAGCAGUGGUUGUGUUCUUCGUGACAACGAAGACAAGUUGAUCUUAUUUUCCCGUGGAAGAGAGACAUAAAUCAGCCAAAACGGAGGCGCGCAGGCUAGCGGAGAUCGCAGCGAUGGAAAAGAAGGCCAAGGAGUCGCUGCGCCGAUACAAGAAGGCCGCCCGCCACAAUGCAACACACUCGAGCAGCUCGGACUCCACGUCGGAUUCGGACAGCGGCAGCAGCUCCUACAGCAGCACGGACAGUGAGCAGGGUGUGGGCGGUGUUGGUGUAGGUGUGGGCGGGCCCGGCAGUGUUCACGGCCACCCGCAUCCCCAUGGUGCCCAUGGCCAUCAUCCACGCUCCGCGGAACGUCAUCAUCGGAAGAAAAAGAGCUCCCGCCGGGGAGGCAGCACCUCGGGUGAUGAACACUCACGCCGUAAGCGCGACAAGAGGGAUCAUGUGCAAAAGAAGUUGGUGGCCAAGCGGAAUCACAUCAAGCGCAAGCUAAAGGAGGCCCGGCUGAAGAAACGUGCUGCCGCUGCCCUCAGUGGCCACGUCCAUCGUUCGCUGUCACCUGCCACGCGUGCCAAGCUCAAGAAACUGGCGGAGCGGAAGAGAUUACGGGCCGCUAGCAAGGAGCAGCGGGAGCGAGAGAAGCUGCGGGCCGUGCAACGAGACCGGGAGCGGGAUCACCAUCGUCUCGGUAGCAGCCGGAGUCCGCCGAGUAGCAGCACCACCACCACCACCAAGAUACGCAUUCACCAGGACAUCGUGGGUAAGCAGCGGCAGAAGAGUCCAGGUUUAGGUCCCGGAGUUGGAGGCGGCGGCUCAUCCUCUCGCAUGCAUCACCAGCUAAUGUCACGAGAGAAAAUCAUUAUCCAGACACGAGCUCGUGGACGCACUCCAUCUCUGGAACGAGAACGAGAGCGGGAGCGGGAACGUGAGCGCGAAAGGGAACGUGAACGCAAUGAUUUCUCCUUAAGGGAGCGAGAUCGUCGGGACCGCGAGCGUGAUCGAGCGGAGCGGGAAGCAGCCAGAGACAAGGAACGGGCCGAAGCUCUGGCACGAUGCCAGGAACGACAGCGAGAGCGCGAACGCUUGGCCCGCGAGAAGCUGCGACGACAAGAGGAUGAGGAGGGCGGCGGCGGCAAGCGGAGUGGUCCUGGACGUGACUUGGAUAUGCCACCAUAUGGCGGCAGCAGGGAACGUUCUUUGGACACCGUGGAAAGAGAACGAGAGCGCGAACGGGGCAGCGGUGGUGGACGCCAUGUGCGAGAUAAAAGAGAAUUGGAUGCAUAUGAGCGAGAGCAGGACUAUCUAGAGGAGCGGCAUGGCCACGGACUGAUGGAUGAAAUGCGUAGAUAUCGGCGAAGGGAAAUAAGUCCACUACCGCCAGAGCAUUAUCCGCCCAGAAUGCGAGAUCCCAGAGAACUGUACUCCGAGGAGGAGCGCGAAAGAGCCUACAAACGUGCUUAUCUGGAUGCUCGGUACUCCUCGCGAGAGCGUGAUGCCUGGCUAGAGGCACGUGAGCUGCGAGAACGUGAGCUAAAGGGACGUGAGUACCGUGAACUAGAGCCUGAGGAUGGCCUCUAUCCCGAUGAGCGAGAGCGCCUAAUCCGCGAGAGGGAACGUGAGCGGGAGCGAGAGCGUGACCGAGAGAGGGAGCGACAUCUGGGACCGCCACGCGGAGACUAUCGACCGGAGUGGGAGCGUGACUGGGAGGAGGAGGGCGGCGGCAGCGGUGGCGGAGGUCCGGGCGGGCCAAGCGGUACACCCGGCCGACCCAGUGGCUUUGUGGGUGGACCCAAACGCGGCAAGCCUCCAUCACAUCCGGUCGGUGGACCGCCAUCGCAACAGCAGCAGCAGCACUCCGCCUCAGAUCCGGACUGGGAUGCCGAUGAACGCGAGAGGGAGCGCGAAAGGGAGAGAGAAAGAGAACGUGAACGUGAACGUGAGCGAGAUCGUGAGGAUCACCAGGACCCUGGCAAUGUCGGCGUUGGAGGGGACAGGCCACCGUCUAUGAAUAUUAAAAACGAACCCACUUGGCUGGAGCACGAUCAGCGGGACAAGCCACGCGCCUGGCAGCAACAGGCAACCUCAAACUCUGGCGGAGAUUGGAGGGACAAUGAUGAUGCCCCACCGCCACCACCAUCUCAUCCACAUCCCGCCUCGCCGCACCAUCAUGUGCAUUCCCGCGGAGACAGAGGCUCUGGCCGUGGUUUCCGACGCGGCGGCCAUGGUCAUGGAGAUCACGGCGAGCGACCCGGCUACAGAUCCCAUCCGCCACCGCUGAUGACGCUGCCAGUGCAGCCACCUGGCGGAUAUUCCCGACCAUUUGCCCACAAACGUUUGCCCUACGGAGCCCGAGAUGGCGGUGGUGGCGCCGGCGGCAGAGAUGGAGGUGGCAUACCCAGCCCCGCCUCUGGUUUUCUCAAGAAGCAUCCACAUCCACCGCUUGCUUCGCCCACGCAAACGCCGCUCUUGAAUCCUCUACUGGGCAACCCAGGAAAGCCCAAUGCAGCUGCCCAAGCGAGUGCCGUGGCUGCUGCUACCACAGCAGUGGCAGCGGCCAAGGCGGCAGCCCAAAGCGCCGCCAAUGCCACCACAAAUCCAGGAAUACUUGCUCAGGUGAGCAAACUGAAUGUGAUGAGCAUCAAGCAGGAGGAAGCCUCUGAGGAUUCAGCAGGCACACCAGAACUGGGUGCACUGGAUGACUCUGCUGCUCCUAAUCUGAACAUGGCUUCUCUGGCAACAGAUCCGGUUAAACUGGAGCCACGUCCCAGCACUGGUGAAGGUGAACUGAGCGAGAUUAGUGACAGUGAUGAUGAUAUCCUAAACAAAACGGACAAGGUGCUGCGUCCCAAGAGUGAGCUGACUGUGGAAAUGGAGCAGGAGGUGGACACCAACGAGGCAGCGCAGGAUGCGAAACCUACCGAAACCAGUCUCAAUGGCGUAGCAGCCAGCCAACCGAUAAAGGUGGAGGAGGUGCUGGACGAAGUGCUGGACUUUGAGGAAAUUUCCGACGGUGAGCUGGAGGAGGAUGCGCGACACAAAGGCAUUGGCGAUGCCCUGGGCGUGGACUGGCAAGGACUGAUAGCGGAGACCCGACAGCAAGCCACCGAUGCUCAGGCGGCCCAGCAGGGCGCCGAUCGUGGCACAUCGGCCAAGCAGCGAUGGCAGCCGCAUCGCGUGCUCCUCGACAUGGGAAUCUCGUUUGGCAUGGCUGGCGAAAGCUAUGCCCGUCGUGUGAUGGAAGAGGCCCGCCAGCAGUUCAUCCAGGAGAAGGAGCAGCGCCAGCAGAGGGACAGGGAGAGGGAACGCGAACAGCUGGAGCAUGGUGAGCAUCAGGAGCCGCCACAGCAGGUGAAGAUCCCAGCACCGCUGCUCGACUACCGUGAAUUCCUAGCCAGUCCCUCGCAACUGGAGCCCUUGGCCUGUGUUCAAAUGGGUUUACGUGACGUGGCCGCCGAACGUCAGCGUCUAGUGGGCAAUGUCUGUGGCCCCGGCAGUCGAGCUUUGAGCGCUCGACAGGAUCUGCGACUACGCCGCCAGCUCUGCGGCCUGCCUGCCCGCGAAUGCGAGUUCCCACGUACAGCUCCGCUAGUGAACGACGGCCUGCGCAACCUGGCACUGCAAAUGUUCCAGCGCAGUCUGCUGGACGUUAAAUGAGAUCCGAUGCCUGACGACAGCGGGAGCGAGAGCGAGGGGCAGCCACAACAGCCCCAGCAGCCGCAGCAACAGCAACCGGAAAGGCCCAUUCAAUACCGAUUGGACAUACAGAUAUACACGGGCGGCGAGCAACAGGAGAGAAGAGACCGCGACUGGCGGCAUUAUUAGAUAUAAGUUCAAAGUUUGUAAGAUAUAAUAACCUGAUUUCCAUAAGCCAUAAGCAACGUUUUCAUUUCUCUCUAAAAAGUUCAAUUGUGUGAAUAUCAAUAUU